This is a messenger RNA of Chenopodium quinoa (quinoa), 4440 nucleotides long. Its product is annotated as putative disease resistance protein RGA3. The record is from RefSeq and is a predicted model, not a curated record. The transcript has 2 exons. Gene Ontology annotation, biological process: defense response to other organism. The coding region runs from base 395 to 4078 and encodes 1227 amino acids. NCBI's taxonomy places the organism in Eukaryota, Viridiplantae, Streptophyta, Magnoliopsida, Caryophyllales, Amaranthaceae. Gene Ontology annotation, molecular function: ADP binding; protein binding.
UAAAAAAGUAGUUUUUUUAUUUUAUUUUAUAAUGUUUAUCUUUCAAACCAUUAACUUUCAUAAUAUUUAGUGGUACAAAUUUUAAAUUUUAGCAAUAUGAAAUCACAAAUGAAUUUUUUUUUAGUGUAGUCUGGUUUAUUAUGAAACUUGUUGGUAUGAUUUUGUGUGGUCUGAUUUUGUAAGACUUCCUACUCUAGACUUUUGUCAACAGAGGAUUUCCUCAAUUUAAUAUCAUAAAAUUAGUAGAAUUCAAGUUUUAUAUGAUCAUAAUUUUCAAAGUAUUUGUACAACUUUACACACCUAAUUAUUAAUUAAUGGAGCCUAGUUGACUUCAAAGUCAUCAAAACUCUGUAACAACAGUUCAUCUCUCCCUUUCUCUCUUAAUUAUUCAUCCAUGGCAGACUUCAUAGCAAGUAGUAUAGCAUCAGGAUUAAUCGAAGAGGCAGUAAAGGCGGUUACCAAGUUAGUGGCAGCUCGCGCUUUUGAGGAGAUCAGAUCACUUUCAUGGGGUUUCAACGAUCAACUCGAACUGCUAAAGAACAAGUUAUUGUAUGUUCAAGCAUUUUUGGAUGAUCUAGGAACCAAAAGUCAUGAAGAAAAAAGCAAAGUUGUUAAACUUUGGCUAAUGAAACUCCAAGAUGUUGCAUAUUCUGCUGAUAAUAUAUUGGAUGAUCAUGCUUAUGAAUUACUUUGUAGGAGAUUUGAGCCUAAGAAAAAACUCUACAAGUUUUUCAAUAUCUCUAGCAGUGAUAAUUAUCCUAUCUUGUUUCGUUUCAAGUUGAGUUAUCGAGUCAAGAAGAUUGUUUCAGAGUUGGAAAAGCUUGAGAAGGAGGCACAGAAGAUGGGUCUUAAGCAGGUGAAGUUGGCAAGAGAAGCAGUUGCUUCAUCUAUUUUUAUGGAUGGAGGUGAUCAGUUUAUUGUUAAUUUGAAUCAAGUUAGAAAACAUGCUGCUGCUAGUGAUUACGAAUUCGUAGGGAGGGAGAUUGAUCAGGAGAAGCUACUAGAGGUGCUUUGCAAUCCAUUCAACAAUGGUGAUUUGUCCACCAUUGCCAUUGUUGGAAUUGGAGGCCUUGGUAAGACAACUUUAGCAAGACGCCUAUAUGAACAUGAGAAAGUUGAUGCACACUUUAACAAGAAAAAAGUCUGGAUAUGUGUUUCUGAGAAUUUCGAUAUUGAAAGACUUCUGAAGGAGAUGGUUGAAUCGCUUACAUCAGGCAAUUGUGAUGUAACCAAUACAGGUGCAGUUAUUAAUAAACUUCAGGGAGAGUUGAAGGAGAAAAAGUUCUUGCUUGUACUUGAUGAUGUAUGGAACAACAACCUUGAGCUUUGGGAUUCCUUUAAGAAUGAAUUGCAGAGAAUUGGGGAUAUAGCAGGAAGUGUGGUUUUAAUUACUACUCGUAGCAUUGGAGUUGCAGAGAAAGCGCAAACAGUCUACACACACAAGCUGGAAGGAUUGUCAGAAAAUGAUGGAUGGGCCUUAUUGAAACAUAAUGUUUUUGUUAGUAGGAUGCUGCCAAGUAUGUCUUCUUCUUUUGAGGAUGUUGGGAGAAGGAUUGUUGAGAAGUGUAAGGGCGUUCCUUUGGCAAUAAAAGCAAUCAGAGGCUUAUUGCAGUUGAAGAAACAUCCUUCUGAAUGGGAGUCAAUAGAAAGAAGUGAACUAUGGGAUUUGCCACAGGAUGAUGAAAAUUACAUCUUGCCAUCAUUGUUUUUAAGCUUUAAGAAUUUACCUUGUCUGUCUUUGAAGCAAUGUUUCGCCUGUUGUGCAAUCUUUCGUAAAGACAGCUUAAUAGAUAAGCGCCAAUUAAUAGCUCUUUGGUUGGCUCAGGGCUUUCUGCAUGAAUCUGGAACAAGCAUGGAGGAAACUGGGGAGAAAUAUUUUCAAAUUUUACUGAAUAAUUCGUUCUUACAGGAGGAUAUAGAUGAUGGUGAAACCAGUGAAAUUAUGUUCUACAAAAUGCAUGAUUUAGUGCAUGAUCUUGCGGUGUAUAUUUGGCAAAAGGAUCUGUUGGUCUGGAAUGCGGAAGCCACACUGAAUAAUUCCUUUGAUUUUCGACAUCUUGUUAUCAAUUUUGGAGAGAUUGAAAUUGCAGCCAAAACACCUGUAGGGGUGAACAUACAGAAGCUAAGAACUAUAAGUUUUUGGGAUGGUGUGCCGAGGUGGGAUAUGUUGAUUUGCGCUAUGUACUUGCGCACACUGAUAAUGGCCAAUAUUGGGCUAACGGAGGUUUCCCCUGCCAUCGGGCAGUUGAAACAUCUAAGAUAUCUUGACUUAUCUCAUAAUCCGAUCAAAACAUUGCCAGAUAUAAUCUGCAGACUCUAUCAACUACAGACUUUGAGUUUGCAAGGUUGUAAAGAGCUAAAACAGCUACCCCAGAAAUUGCACAAGCUGGUCAGCUUAAGACACAUCUUGACAUCAGAUUAUGUGUUUGCUUCUAGAGGAUUACAGCAAUUGACUUGCCUGCAGACCUUACCUCAUCUUGAGUUACGCGAUGGGGAAGGGUGGACUAUUGAUGAACUGGAACCUCUGCAUCAGGUUAUGGGUCUGAUAUGCAUCAAGGGUCUUGAGCAUGUAAAGGGAAAGGAGGAAGCGAGGAAAGUUGGCCUUGGUAGAAAGUGCAAGGUCUUGAAACUAAGCCUAAGCUGGGCUUAUGUCAGAGCAGUAAGUAGCGAAAAUACUGAUGAAGAUGUUUUGGGUGGUUUGGAACCUCACCCAAAUAUAACAUCACUGGAAUUAGCAAGCUUCAAGGGCAUGAGAUUUCCUUCAUGGAUUAUGAAAAUGACUGUGAAGCAGAGAGGUAGUCUUGCACUGCUUAGCUAUCUCACAGUGGUGAAAAUAGAUUAUUGCAGCAGCUGCGAACAACUUCCCACUCUCGGGCUGCUUCCCUGUCUGAAUAUUCUGAAGCUGACAUUUUUCCAUGGAAUGGAAUCUAUAGGAAAUGAAUUUUAUGUUGGUGACCAUGAUGCACCUGUGUACCAAAGCAGGAGUGGUACUAGCGGGCAACAAUGUUGGCCUUAUGCUACUAAUCUGAAGGCAGUAGAAUUAUUUCCAGCUCUGAGACAUCUUCUUAUCUGGGAGUUUCCCAGGCUAGCCACUUGGAAGCCACCAUCCCUAGCUCUAGCGUCAACUGCAUUUCCUUGCCUUGAAACUCUAAAAGUCGGAGGUUGCCCUCAGCUGGAUUCAAUACCCUCAGAAAUCAUCAAAUAUAACAAUGGUAGUCUCACUUCGCUCAAAGUGUAUAGAUUAUCAGAAAUAAAGAGUUUACCUCAUGGGCUGCCAAAUUGUACGAACCUACAGAGAUUGGAGAUCUGGAGCUGUAACAAGCUUGAGUCUUUGCCCACAGGCCUAAAAUCCCUUGUAUGUCUUCAGAUAUUGGACAUAAGAGAUUGCAUAUCCUUGGACUCUCUUCCUCCGUAUCUUUUCCAAGGCCUCUCUUCUCUGCGCGAACUGAUCAUAGAUGGAUGUACACUUUUAACAAGGAUCCCAACUAGUAUACAGGAAUGUGCGUCUUUGGAGUAUCUGAGGAUAAAGAACUGCCCAUUGAUAGAGGAUCCUGUCCCAGAUUUAAGUAGAUUGGAGGGUCUUGUUACAUUAACUGCUGUUAAUUCAGGAAAGCUAAUGACUUCUGUGCUACGGUCAAUUUCACAUCUUCAAUGCCUUAAGGAUCUAGAUAUUGGUGGGUUUGAAGACGAGGAGGAAUUCAGAAGGUGCUUUUCUUACAUUACACCCUCCCUAAGUAAUCAAUCCCUUGUAAGACUUACAUUGAGGGAUUGUGCAAAUGUCAAGUUUCUGCCACAAAAUCUUCAACUCCUCCUUACUAGCAUUAAAUAUCUGAUUAUUCAGAGAUUUCCUGCCUUGGAUCAACUUCCGGAGUGGAUAGGGGACCUGUCAUCGCUUGAGAUAUUGGAGAUAUGGAAUUGCAAAGUGUUGAAAUAUCUACCUUCAAUAGAGGCCAUGCGACGUCUCACCCAAUUAAAGAGCCUGCAGGUUGGAGGAUGCCCACUUUUGAAAAAGAGAUGUGCCAAACACAAUGGUCCUGAAUGGGACAAGCUCUCACAUGUUCCCAAUAUUUGGAUCUGAUUGAGCAGAUGUUCAAGAUCACUGAAGACAAUGAAGCAUGCGGCGUGCCCAUCAUUUUUGUACAAGGUUAACACUUCUGCUAGCUCUUUCCUUGUCAAACUACUCAUUUUCUUGCUACUUUUUAUAAUAAUUUCUCCCUGUUUGGAGCUGCUCCACUUAGUUCACCAUUACCCUAGGUUCUGCUGUUUCAACUUGCUCAACUGUUUUUCCCUUGUUUCAUUUUGGUGCUUCAAUAGUUGUAGUAAUUGGUGUGCUUCCUUCUUUGUUCUUAGUUUUAUUAAGAUGAUAAAGAGGACCGAGGUUGAUUAUAAUCUAAUCACUCAUUUAAUAAUUGCUUGGCUUUACUCAAAGUUUGAACAGGA